AUAUUGCUAAUAAAGAAUUAUUGUGCAAUCGAUAAUUACUUAAAAGGAAAGAGAAAGAAGUCAAUACACUCAGUGAAGGAAUUACUGCUAAAGAAACAGAGUUGGCUUCAUUCAGAGAACUGUCAGAAGAACAAUUACAAGAAUUAGUGGCAUUGAGAUUAAAACUAACUGACAAUCAGAAAGAUAUUGCUGAGAAAGAAUCAGUGAUAAAGUCAGUAAAUGAAGAAUUAUUAUCUGUGAGACAACUGCUAGCUGACAAUCAACAAGAUAUCGCUGAGAAAAAAUCAGUAAUCAAAUCAACAAAUGAAGAAUUAUCAUCCACGAGACAACUGCUAUUUGAUGCACAAGAUCAACUUGAAUUGCAAAGAAAGUCUAUUGAUGAGUUGGAAGAGAAGAUAGGGACACUAUCUAGGAUUAGUAAAAUGAAGGAUAGAGAAAUUGAAGGUUUGAAGGCUAGGCUAUAUCCAAGAAAUGAGCAAGACAUGAUCACCAGCACAAAGUGGGGUAAAUCUGAAGUGCGUCUUACCUCUCCAUCAGCAGAACAGUGUACAGAUGUCCUAACAAGAAUAGAGAAGGAUCAUCAACAAGUUUACCUCAGUGAUUCAUCUUCUGAUGUUGCUCAGUUGCUAGUAGUGCCUCUGCUGCAGAAGAAAAACAUUAGAAGUUUAUAUAUUCUCUCAACUUCUUUAACACGGGACUUCAUUGACCUUUUCGCAUCUCAAAUGUUGGAUGACAAUACAUUGGAGAGUCUGUAUCUCAAUCACAAUUCCAUUGAUGAUGAUGGGGUCAUUAUUCUAGUGCAAUCUCUUAAGUAUAACAAGAAGCUUCAGUACUUAUCGCUGGACUUUAAUACUGGAAUUACUUCACUUAGUGUCCCAUCACUUGCUGAAUUUAUACGCAUCAACUCCACAUUGUCUGUUCUUUAUGUUUCUCAUACUAGGAUUGAUACCAGAGGAGUGCUGGAGCUGGUUGACUCUCUCAAAUCUAACACAAGACUUGGAAAGAUUGUGGUAGAUGAGAAACACAAAGCAAUGUGCACUAAAACUGUUGGUAAAAUCAACAGACUAGACUUUUCCUAUACAACUGCUACUGCUUAUGAAUAUACUGGCGUAAAUUUAGGUGGGCUGUUAGUUUAAUGUGAUCACACAAUACAAGAAUACACCUUAAUUUAUAAAUUA
This is a messenger RNA of Amphimedon queenslandica, 1178 nucleotides long. RefSeq names its product nucleotide-binding oligomerization domain-containing protein 1-like. Gene Ontology annotation, molecular function: protein binding. Lineage: Eukaryota; Metazoa; Porifera; Demospongiae; Haplosclerida; Niphatidae. The coding region runs from base 423 to 1136 and encodes 237 amino acids. The transcript is spliced from 8 exons. The record is from RefSeq and is a predicted model, not a curated record.